Messenger RNA from Theobroma umbraticum, 1549 nucleotides. RefSeq names its product Heavy metal transport/detoxification superfamily protein. Gene Ontology annotation, molecular function: metal ion binding. NCBI's taxonomy places the organism in Eukaryota, Viridiplantae, Streptophyta, Magnoliopsida, Malvales, Malvaceae. The record is from RefSeq and is a predicted model, not a curated record.
CAUCUUUCCUUAGCCAUCCACCCCCUCUCAUCAACACCACUCGCCCAACAACUUCCAAUUGAGCUUCCCAUCGAUCUUCUCUAUAAAUCUGCCAACUCUGCUUCACUGCUUUCCUCCCCCUUUUUUCUACCUCUUCCGCCUUGGAGAUUGGAAAGAUUUCCUAAAGAAAUAUUAAACCAAGAGGCUCUUUGUACACUAAGUGGCACUACAUGUGCUGUGGAUUCGCGUAGUUUGCCUUUAUAUGCUCUUAACCCCACCGUCCAUUCCAUUACUUUCUCACUCUCUUCUAUAUAAAAACCACUCUUCUACUCUUUAGUAAAUACCAUUCUCUUCUCCCUUUUGUUUCUUCGCCUCAGCUCGUGUUAGUUAAGUUCAUUCAUAGAGGAAAUGGGUGAGGAAGCUAAGCAGGAACAAGCCGCAGCAAAGGCUCAACCAGAGGAGAAGAAAGAAGAGAAAAAGGAAGAGAAGGCAGAGGAGAAGCCUGCAGAAGAAAAGAAGGAGGAACCACCCCCGCCACCUCCUCUUGUCUUGUUUGUGGACUUACAUUGCGCGGGCUGUGCAAAGAAGAUCGAGAAAUCCAUCAUGAAGAUUAGAGGUGUGGAAGGAGUUGCGAUCGAUAUGGCUCAAAACCAAGUGACAAUAAAGGGAAUAGUUGAACCCCGAGCAAUAUGUGCUAAAAUCAUGAAGAAAACCAAGAGAAGGGCUAAAGUUCUGUCUCCCUUGCCUGCUGUUGAGGGUGAACCUCUGCCAGAAGUUGUUACUUCACAGGUUAGUGGAUUAACAACCGUGGAGCUUAACGUAGACAUGCAUUGCCAAGCCUGUGCUGAGCAACUCAAGAGAAAGAUUCUGAAAAUGAGAGGCGUACAAAGUGCAGCAACAGACCAUAGCACAGGCAAAGUUACAGUCACGGGUACCAUGGAUGCAAACAAGCUAGUGGAUUAUGUCUAUAGACGCACCAAAAAGCAGGCCAGGAUCGUGCCACAACCGGAGCCUGAGCCUCAACCUGAACCCGAGAAAAAGGAAGGCGAAGAGAAGCCAGCCGAAGAAGCCAAGCCCAAAGAAAACGCCGAGAAAAAAGAAGAAAAACCACCCGAAGAAGCUAAGGAAGAAGUUAAGAAAGAAGAAGCUGAAAACAAAGAAGGCAAGGAAGUGGAGAAGAAGGAAGGAGCACAAGAGAAUAACAUCAGUAUUAAUGAGGACGAAUCCAUGAAGAGGAUGAUCUACUACUACCAGCCCCUUUACGUCAUCGAGCGAAUGCCUCCUCCUCCUCAGCUCUUCAGCGAUGAAAAUCCCAACGCUUGUUGCAUUUCGUAGUCGUCAUAGUAUCGAAUCAUUUCGUGAUGACAAGGUUUUUAGCUUCUAAUUAGUUAAUUUUUACUAUAAUGUGGAGUAGUAUAUAGAAUAUAGUUAAUCUUCAGUCCGUACCACUGAUGAUGAGAAUUUUAGAAAGUCUGGUGGACGGCUCAUAUCAGCCAGGGAAUGUGGGGAGUGCCGCAGUGGGAUCAUUGUACAACUGAGUUGAUUAAUAAUAUCAUCAUUCUGUAUUAAA